Fimicolochytrium jonesii is the source of this 2921-nucleotide messenger RNA. RefSeq lists its product as uncharacterized. Gene Ontology annotation, molecular function: hydrolase activity. The record is from RefSeq and is a predicted model, not a curated record. The coding region runs from base 137 to 2764 and encodes 875 amino acids. Lineage: Eukaryota; Fungi; Chytridiomycota; Chytridiomycetes; Spizellomycetales; Powellomycetaceae. Gene Ontology annotation, biological process: nucleotide catabolic process. The transcript has 11 exons.
AGAGGGCCAUCGGGGAGGAAGGGAAAGGGGGGGGGUUUUGGUCUAGCUUAUCUACCAGCGUGUCCCUUGCAGUUCAGCAGAGGACAAUACUUUGUCAAAGUCGAAUGUCCACCGUUGCUAGCAAUCGCCUCCCAAGAUGGCUGCAAUCUUCCACUUCCUCUGCGUGCUCUUGACCGCUGGAGCUGUGGUAGCUGCGGGCUCGCAGUUCAACCUGACCAUUCUCACCACUUCCUCGACUGCGGCGGAGGUCACGCAGCUGCCUUCCGGUCGAACAUAUGGAGGGUACGCCACACUUCAGACGGCCCUUUCGAAAGCCAGGGUCAAUCUCGCCAGCACAUCGACACCGACUUUGGCCAUCCACGGCUUAUCUGCGCUGGGGAUGUACUCGUUUUCUCAGUACUACAAAGGCAAGAAAGAAGCCACGUACUUGAGCAGACUCGGAUUCCAGUAUACUACAUUUGGAAGUAGAGAUUUGUUCCAUGGAACGGAGGUCUAUGCAAACAACUUCCUCAACAACACGUCAGUUGCAUGCAUCUCAUCAAACACAUGGAUCUCCAAAUCCUCGGCAUUGUCCAACCUUUGUCAGCGCUACAAGGUCACCACAUUGACCGAUGCAAACACGCAGACGACCUUCAAAGCCGCCAUCGUCUCGUAUGUGGUCACAGACUUCUGUAGUUUCACAUUUUGCGCCGAGUCAGCAUCCUCGCCUGCUCAAGUCAAGGUGUUGGACAUAAUACCCGAAAUGACGGCGUUCAUACAGCAACUGCAGUUUCAGGAGAACCCGGAUGUCGUUAUAGCGAUGUCGAGUGGGUUAGAUCUCAAUGGGGACCUUGCUAUUGCGUCCGCGGUGCCUGGAAUAGAUGUGAUCAUCACGAGCGACGAUAAGACAGUGAGCUCGAAGAGUUUCCCGAUAGCUGCUACUGGAGCUGAAGGCGGACCCGUCCUCAUAGUAGCUGACAUGACACCCGAAGGCGUACGCGGCCUAGCCCGGGUGGAUCUGCAGUGGAGGAACGGUUCCUUGGCCGCAUGGUCUGGCACCCGGGACCCGUUGAAUUCCUGCCAAGGCGAUCCGUCUCCUUUGGCAACAUGCAUUCCGCCCGAUGCGGCGUUCGUAUCUGACAUUGUUGCGGAUUAUGUGGAAGUCGAUAAGGCGUUGGAAGUCGUUAUUGGAAGCACAACGGCGCUGUUGAAUGGCGCCCAACUUCCGAAUCACCCUUGCAGGAGGAGCGACUGCACUGCUGGGAGCGUUGUCUGCGAUUCCAUGUUGUGGGUGACCGACGGUCAGUGCGAUGCUGCGAUACUCAAUGGCGGGAGUAUCCGGGAUUCACUUCCUGCUGGUAAUGUGACCAUGAAGAACAUCAUGGGGAUGUUACCAAACCACAAUACCAUCUCGGUGACUCGUUUGAGAGGAAUAGACGUCUUGGAUGCAUUAUCCAGUGGUUUGAGCAAAGUCUUCCCACAGGGGAGUGCUGGUCGCUUUCCCCAAGUGGGUAAUAUCCAUUAUACCUACAAUGUCAACAACAAGCCGGAUGCACUUCGCCUAGUGUCCGCACAAAUCUUCAAUCGCACCCAGGGAACGUAUGUCGACAUUGAUCCCAAUGCGAUAUACAAUAUCUGUGUGAAUGACUACAUGCUGAAUGGCGGAGAUGGGUAUUCGAUGUUGCUGACCAAUGCUUUGAGCACCUUCUCUCAAGGCACACAGUUGGAUGUCGCCCUCAGGUCCUAUAUGGCGGCCCAGUCUCCCAUAUCUCCUCCGGCUGGUCAACGUAUCCUUGACCUUUCCACGACGAGCCCAUCCUCCCCUCCGCUCUUGGGGUCUUGCAAAUUUGCGACAUCUGUGACCAACGCUUCAAGCAUCCUUUUGGACCCUUGUGAUGGAGGAUCCCGUUUCCGGACGAAUGUCUCCUGGACAAUCACGCCGACUAUAACCUCCCUGCGCUCCAUCAAUCUGUCAUUCGGAAACUUUACGAUGGAUCCAACCACGGACGUCCUGUAUCUAUACAAUCCGGCGACCAACCAGCUCCUGCAAGUGCGCUCACCCGCCGACAACGUCUCCAUGGUCCCAGCGAACUACACAUCUCUGCCGUCAUCAGUUGGCAUCCCAAAUGUAGUGUCUGUAGGCGUGCGAUUCGUUGCAAAUCGCCCGCUUACCGGCAGCGGGGUGAAGCUCAGCUACGCCGCUCAUGACGGCUGUCCCGGAGGAUACAUUCUUGACAACGGCAAUUGCGUCGGUUGCCCAGCGGGAACAUACGCCGGGCUCCUCGAUGUUCAAUGCACUGCGUGUCCGGCUGGGAGCGUUACGACCACUAGCGGGCUGGAAACGUGUGCUGUUUGCCAAGAAGGGACUUUCAGUGACGCGGCAGGGAGAACGCAAUGCCAGACGUGCGACAGGGGCCGGAUAUGGAUUUCGUCGACGCAGUGUCAAUGUGCUGCUGGCACCUUUUUCAAUGAUUUUACCUGUCUGCCGAUUGGGUCAGGCUCGUCCCAAACCGGGCAGAUUAUCGGAAUAGCUCUUGGUCUGAUUGUACUAGGUGCCGGUAUUGGAUUUUAUGUCUACAGGCGACGUAUGGCGGCCAUCAAACGGAGACAGAUGGGAACGUCGAAACAGAAAGCGCUGAAGGCUGAUGUUGCCAUGAAGCGCCUGGUGCACGAUAUCGUCUUGUCCGUGAUGCAGAUUGGAAUGGACGCAGGAGAAUGUGCGCUGGAUUGGUAUGUUUUGACCUCGACGUUGUAUUGGGAGCUUCAAUCUCCCGGUCACUUAUAAAGUACGCUACAGGCGCGCGUUUCUCAGUGUUCCCGAAGAUGAAGGAACCAGACUGUUCUUCAUUGUCGGAUGUAUCUUCCAGAGUUUGAUCACACUUCUGUCCGCCGCGCUACGAAUCUACAACAUCCAGCGCCUCUUCCGGACGCGUUCUUCUGGG